Molecule: messenger RNA, 1383 nt
Organism: Priapulus caudatus
Lineage: Eukaryota; Metazoa; Priapulida; Priapulimorpha; Priapulimorphida; Priapulidae
Product: glutamate receptor ionotropic, delta-1-like
Exons: 2
Coding region: 1-1383 (460 amino acids)
Cellular component (GO): membrane
Molecular function (GO): ligand-gated monoatomic ion channel activity
Source: RefSeq, a predicted model, not a curated record
AUGUUGGGCGGUGGCGAACUAGGGGAGCAGUAUGAGCUUCAAGAGGGGGCGCCGCCGCCCGCCCGCGCGUCGCCGGAGGACGGCCUGCACGGUGCGCACCUGCGGGCGGGCUACUGGCGCUACGAGAGCACGCCGCGCACCGACCACGCCUGGUUGACCCUCAGCCGCUCGAUCCUCGCCGACUUCUCGCGCUUCUACAACUUCACGUUCGACGUCGUCACGAUCCCGGCCGCCGACGACGCCGUCUCCCUCGUCGCCGACGGUCGCGUCGACGUGCUGCUCAACUUCCUGACGGUGACGCCGCAGCGUCAGCGUCGCGUCACCUUCCUCUCGCCGCUCGUCAAGACGCACAAGACCUUCCUCGUGCGUCGGCCGCCGCUCGUCAGCGGUUUCACUUUCUUCGCGGCGUUUGACGUGACGACGUGGCUGACACUGCUUGCCGUCACCGUGGCGACGGCCGCGACGACCGCAGCGCUCGACGGUCGGCUCGCCCCCUGGCGGGAGCACGCGGCGGAUCGCGGGGGCGGUGAGGGCUGUGCGAGCGACAGAAGGGGAAGUGCGUUGCUAGCGUACUACGCGCGGUACGUGUUCGGCUCGCUGUUAAAGCAGGGCGGGCCGCGGCUCCCGGCGGCCACACCCGCGCGCGUCAUGCUAGCCACCUGGUGGUGCUUCGCGAUAAUCGUCGCGGCGCUGUACGGCGCCACCAUCGUCAGCCUGCUCGCCAUCGCGCAAGCCAAGCAGCCGUUCACGUCGCUCGCACAACUCUCGGCAGGCGGCACUGGCGUGCAGCCCGUCGUCGUCCGCGGACAGUCAAUCAUCGAGCUCCUAUCGUCGAGUCCCGCCGACAGCGACCUCGGUCGGCUCUGGGCGACCAUCGACGGCGUAGAUGGCGCCACGGUCGACUCGAUGCCGGAGGGCCUGCGGCGGAGUCUGCGCGGCGACGCGGCGAUGACGGGGAACGGCGUCGAGAUGGUGCUGGCGAUGAUGGAGGACGAGGAGGAGGUGUUGGGCCACGACGCCGCGGGGCAACCGUUCUGCCGCCUCGCGCUCUCGCCCGUGCGCUUCCUGCCCGCGAACAUGGCGUGGUCGCUGCCACUCGGAAGCCCGUACGCGAGCGUGCUCGACCACGCCAUGGUGCGCAGCAUCGAGAGCGGACUCUUCGCCAAGUGGCUGAACGAUAUCUUCCCGAUCUGGCUCAAGCUGUGCAUGAAUCACCCCGAGACGACCAUGCAGACGACGGCGCUAUCUAUGGGCCACCUGAGCGGAACUUUCCUCGUGCUCGUGUACGGAGGCGUGGUGGCGGCGGCCGUGCUGGCAGCGGAGACGGCGUUUCACCACCUGCGCAAAGUGGGCAGGAGACAUUUCUUCCAGCGGCAGGGUUAG